AUGAUCGAUAACGAGCCAGCAACGGAACUAACACCGAUAUCGAUCGAAUCGAAGGGAAAUAAGGCUAAACAAGCGAUAUUCCUUCUACUGUGGUUAUGGUACACCUUACUGGCUCUCAUCUCAUUCGGAAGUAUCAUGUCAUGGAUAUUCUCGUCGUUACCAUUUGAUCAACGGAAGAAGUUCAUCGCACGACGACUGGAGCUAGCCGAUGUUACCUUUAAACAGCGAAAUUUCAAUGUCGAAUUAGAUGAGUUUGUCCGUGAAUUUGUGAAAAUGGAUGGAGUAUUUGUGCUGCGAAUGAUCACCAUUCACUCGGGUGUUCUAAUCUGUACUGAAGUGGUUGACACGAUGUGGGAUCAGUUCCUCGCUGAGCAAGGCCACAAGGUGAUCACGUCACUGUUGAGCGAUGGCCGUAAGUUUUCACUGAACAAAUCAUUACUAACUGUACUGCGAGAACCUCCUUACCUUACGGGUUUUUGUCGUGAAUUUGUUGAAAAUGUAUUGGCAGUCAUUUGUGCUGCGAUGACGUCUCCCUCACCACUUCACUCGGGUGUUUUUCUAAUCCUGUACUUGACAGUGGUUGACACGAUGUGGGAUCAGUUCCUCGCUGAGCAAGCAGAAAAAGAGGAUUAUAAGGGCGAUCGUGCAGCGUCAGCGGCCGGUGCUCAGUCUCUGGACAUUCCACUUCGACGAAAGACAUCAGUACUGGUGCCGUUGAUGUCACGAGAGGAUCUCACGCAAAUGCAGGACCAUUUACUGCGGCCUCCAAGCCGCAUGUAG
Cooperia oncophora is the source of this 780-nucleotide messenger RNA. The record is from the annotation of a GenBank genome assembly. NCBI's taxonomy places the organism in Eukaryota, Metazoa, Nematoda, Chromadorea, Rhabditida, Trichostrongylidae.